This is a messenger RNA of Drechmeria coniospora, 1767 nucleotides long. Its product is annotated as U2 snRNP auxilliary factor, large subunit, splicing factor. The record is from RefSeq and is a predicted model, not a curated record. The coding region runs from base 1 to 1767 and encodes 588 amino acids. The transcript is spliced from 6 exons. NCBI's taxonomy places the organism in Eukaryota, Fungi, Ascomycota, Sordariomycetes, Hypocreales, Ophiocordycipitaceae. Gene Ontology annotation, molecular function: poly-pyrimidine tract binding; pre-mRNA 3'-splice site binding. Gene Ontology annotation, cellular component: U2-type prespliceosome; U2AF complex; commitment complex.
AUGAACGGCGACAGCUACUCGUCUCGAGAGGUCGGGACUAUCCUAGGGGAUCGUGACGAGCGCCGUGAUCGUCAUAUGGACCGGGACCGCGAUCGCAAUCGCGAGCAGGAGCGUGAUCAUCAUGACCGCGAGCGCCAUCGUGAUCGCGACCGUGACCGCGACCGCGACCGAAACCGCGAGAGACCUCGUGACGUAAUCCGCGAAAGAAGACGCUCUAGAUCUCCAGAUCACCGUGGAACCCGUCGAAUGGGUGGAGAUGCCGAUGCAUACUCCUCUAGCCGAAGCCAUCGAGACCGUGAACGGGAAGACCGUUAUGGCGGAGGUGGUCCUCGCGAUCGUCGAGGUGAUCGUGAGUGGGACCGCGACCGAGGUGCGAGCCGCCGCGACCCACGGCGUGACGAUGAAGAGAGGCCAAGCAGAAUGGAGCGAGAUCCGUACGACGACCGCCGACGCGGCGGGAGAGAUCGGCGAGACGACGGUGGCUUUGGCAGGCCCGAACCCCGGCGGAGCCCAACUCCUCCUGCCAAGCGAGAGCCCACGCCAGAUUUGACGGACAUCGUCUCCGUCCUGGAUCGCAAGAGACGUUUGACCCAGUGGGACAUCAAGCCACCAGGUUAUGACCUUGUGACGGCCGAACAGGCCAAGCUCUCUGGCAUGUUCCCCCUUCCCGGUGCACCACGCCAGCAACCCAUGGACCCGUCCAAACUGCAGGCUAUGAUGAGUCAGCCAGGCAACCAGGUGACGAGCGCUGGCUUGAAGGCAAGCAACUCUCGGCAGUCGAAGCGUCUUAUUGUCUCCAACUUCAGCCAGGCGGUUACGGAGGAUGAUUUGAUCUCUUUCUUCAACCUUCAGCUGAACGGACUCAACGUCAUCGAGACGCGCGACCCUUGCGUCCUGUGCCAUUUCUCAACCGAUCGCUCAUUUGCCGUCCUCGAAUUCAAGGAGGCGCUUGAUGCCACCGUCGCACUCGCUUUUGAUGGCACAAUUAUGGACGCCGACGACGCCGCCAACGGCUCCAAUCCAGAUACGGCUGGCCUCGUCAUAAAGCGACCCAACGACUACGUCAUGGCCGCCGUACCCGACGAAAUCAUUCCCCAUGACCCUAACGUUGUCUCCAAUUUCGUCCCCGACACGCUGCACAAGCUGAGCGUCACCAACAUUCCUCCCUUCCUGACAGAGGAGCAAGUCAUUGAGCUGCUUGCUGCAUUUGGAAAACUCAAAGCCUUUGUUCUCGUCAGGGACCGGGGCAGCGAGGAAUCCAGUGGAAUUGCCUUUGCCGAGUUUCUUGAACCUGGAACGGCAAACGAGCCGGCGCUCAGCACUUUGAACGGCAUGGAUGUCGGCGGAAGAAGGUUGAAGGUGGCCAAGGCUAGUUCUGGUUCGACUCAAGUGGCCAACUUUGAUAUCGGCAUCACCGCUAUCAGUGGUCUGGCAUCACAAUCCUCGGCGGAACCCCAGAGAAGCCGUGUUCUUCAACUCCUCAACAUGGUCACGGCAGAGGAGCUCCUGGACAAUGACGAUUAUGAAGAAAUUUGCGACGAUGUUCGAGGGGAAUGUGCUAAAUUUGGAACCAUUCUCGAUCUCAAGGUCCCCCGUCCUUCAGGUGGAAGUCGACAAUCUGCCGGCGUUGGCAAAAUAUUUGUCAAGUUCGAAUCCGCAGAAUCUACCAACAAGGCGCUGAAUGCCCUCGCUGGACGAAAAUUUGCGGACAGAACCGUUGUCACUACAUUCUUCCCCGAGGAGAACUUUGAUGUCGGCGCUUGGUGA